Molecule: messenger RNA, 612 nt
Organism: Corvus hawaiiensis (hawaiian crow)
Lineage: Eukaryota; Metazoa; Chordata; Aves; Passeriformes; Corvidae
Product: interferon-like
Exons: 3
Coding region: 1-612 (203 amino acids)
Biological process (GO): response to exogenous dsRNA; humoral immune response; B cell proliferation
Cellular component (GO): extracellular region
Molecular function (GO): cytokine activity; type I interferon receptor binding
Source: RefSeq, a predicted model, not a curated record
AUGAAAAAAAGCCUGGCAGUCCUGCUCCUCCUCACGGCUCUCGCCACCGGCCUCCCAUGCCACCACCUGCGGACCCAUGAUCCUGGGGAUGCACUCCAGCUUCUCCAGGACAUGACUCUGAGCACAAUACAGCCCUGCCACCUCCAAGAGCGGCCCUUCUUCCCCGACACCCUGCUCCACAGCAACCUCCGCCCGCACCAAGCCGCCGCCACCGCCCUACGCAUCCUCCAGAAUCUCUUCCACACCCUCAGCAGAAGGAGCAGCAGCCAGCACUGGCACAGCCAGGCUCGCAACGACCUCCUCAACAAACUCCAGCACCACAUCCACCAACUCGAGCAAUGCCUCCCUGAUAACGCCACGCUCUUCAAAGGACCACGCAACCCGCUGCUCACCAUCAACAAGUACUUCAGGGACAUCCACCUCUUCCUCCACGCCCACAACCACAGCGCCUGCGCCUGGGACCACGUCCGCCUCGAAGCUCUUGUUUGCUUCCAACACGUGGACAGACUCAUACGGCGAAUGAAGCACCAAGCUGCUCUGGACCCCACUAGACCCACAGAGAGCAAACAACCAUCCCCAGCCAGCACCAGUGGCCAUGGAACCCUCCAGUAA